ACUUGAAACUUACGUCUGCUGACGUUCGCCGUGUAGCUUUCGCGCCCUAUUUUGUUCGAUUCCUUAUAAAGCCAGCAGCGCUGCCAUUUAACCGGUGGCCACAUGUCCGUAUCGGUUGGGACGAUGCCAAAUGGCUGGAGCGCUGCCGAGCAAGACGACGAUCUGCGGUGUACACAAUAAAGUCGGGUUUGCUGACGCCUUUCACUCACACGCUACAACUUCCCGUGUGUUCAACCAAACUUUGCCAGAUUUCCACGACAGCGUUCAACGCAGUCUGACGUUCAGUCUCCGUCCUGCCAACUAUAAAUCAUGACUAUUCCUUACGGUUUAUCGCAACGAGGUCUUCAAGCUGCAGUGGUGUGCUGGUUAGCUAGCGCAGUUAUUGGUUUCGUCUCAGGAUGCUGCUCUCUACAGUUAUUUGCCUUCCUGGCUAUUAUCGCCUUGCCGGCAGUUGGUAUCUACUCUUUCAUGAAUGUUGAUCCCAGCACCAAAGCCGUUUUGGUAACCGGAUGUGACUCCGGAUUCGGACAUGCCCUGGCUUUGCAUCUUCAUGAUUUAGGUUUCGUCGUAUUCGCUGGAUGCCUUAUGAAAGAUCAGGGUGCAGAUGGUGUGAAGCAGCUUGACGAAGCAGGAAAAAGCACGGGUCGCUUGAUUACCGUACAGCUAAACGUUACGUCUGAUGAUCAAGUUGCAGCUGCCGUUGAAACUGUCAGGGCUAAGCUACCGUCUUCUAUUAAAGGCCUAUGGGCUGUUGUCAACAAUGCUGGUUUUUCCACUUUCGGUGAAAUGGAAUGGGUUGCCCUCCCAGUUUACGAAAUGGUGGCCUCCAUUAAUCUCUUUGGGUUGAUCCGAGUCACAAAAGGAUUUCUUCCGUUGAUCCGUGAAGCUCAAGGUCGUGUGGUGAAUGUUGCCUCAAUGCUUGGACGGAUGGGAGCUUACGGACGCUCACCUUAUUGCGCCACCAAAUUCGGAGUCGAAGCCGUCUCCGAUUGUCUGCGCUUUGAGAUGAAAAAAUUCAAUGUUGAUGUGGCAGUAAUUGAACCAGGAAAUUUUAUCGCCGGUACUUCUUUGUAUAAUGCUGACGUUGUCAAAGCUCAAUCGAAAAAAAUGUGGGAUGGCAUGAGUGACGAAAUACGUAAUGCUUACGGUCAGGAAUACUUUGAUAAGAAGACCGAAGUUAUGCUCUCCUACACCACAGCCGGAGUAUCUGACAUUUCGCCCGUGGUUGAUGCCAUGACAGAUGCUGUGAUCCGUGUCUAUCCCCGCUGUCGCUAUCAACCAAUGGCAGCGUACGAAUAUUUCAAGAUAUUUGUUGCAACUCACCUUCCGGAAUUUGUGUUUGAUGCCUUGUUUCUCUAGAUUUUGUUUAAAUGUUCAUCUGUUUUAGUGGCUGAAAAAGUUACUACAUGCAAAAAAAUAUCAAUAACGAACAUGCAGAAAGUGUACAAUGGGUUUGCAAAAAGUCAAAUUAAGAUGUUAUAGAGAUGUUGCCGUCCUUAAAGAGGAGGUUUAAAAAUUCUAAUAGUGCAUGAAACAGAUUAGAAUAUAGACUCCUACAAGAACACUCCAAUAUUUGCAUUGGCAAUCCCUGAUUCCGGUGAAAUUCGAUGAAAAUGACACGUAAUACACCAAAUAUAACGCUGA
Daphnia carinata is the source of this 1644-nucleotide messenger RNA. RefSeq names its product D-beta-hydroxybutyrate dehydrogenase, mitochondrial-like. Gene Ontology annotation, molecular function: oxidoreductase activity. The record is from RefSeq and is a predicted model, not a curated record. Bases 310 to 1359 code for a protein of 349 amino acids. Lineage: Eukaryota; Metazoa; Arthropoda; Branchiopoda; Diplostraca; Daphniidae. The transcript has 11 exons.